UCACGUCAAUAUUCUACGUCUACCUUUUUUCUUCCAUGGUUACUGCUCAAAAGUCACCGUAAAAUAAAUACACUUAUAAAAUAUGACAGACUUCUGCCUGGGGGAGCACAGAUCCAUGGUCAUUUAAACUGUGAAAACGCUUAGGGGUCAUGCGCACGCAUGCGCAUGCUCAGUAGCGCUAGGAAGCUCAACUCGCCAGGACACCGGGUUUCACUGACACAUCGUGGGAAGAUGGUGCUCGACUUGGACCUAUUCAGAACCGACAAAGGCGGGGACCCAGAAGCCGUCCGGGAGACCCAGAGGAAGAGGUUUAAAGAUGUGUCCCUGGUGGAUAAGCUGGUUUCCGCGGACACAGAGUGGAGGAAAUGUCGCUUCACUGCAGACAACCUCAACAAAGCAAAGAACCUGUGCAGCAAAAGCAUUGGAGAGAAAAUGAAGAAAAAAGAACCUGUGGGGGAGGACGAGUCUGUGCCUGAAGAAGCCCUGAACCUGGAGUCUCUGACAGCUGAACUAUUAUCGGCACUGACUGUCACCCAGAUUAAGAAGGUGCGUUUGUUGGUCGACGAGGCAGUGGAGAAAACUGACAGUGAGCGGAUCAAACUGGAGGCAGAGCGCUUCGAGUACCUGAGGGAGAUCGGCAAUACCCUGCACCCGUCUGUACCCAUCAGCAACAAUGAGGAUGAAGACAACAAGGUGGAGCGUACUUAUGGGGACUGCACUGUCCAGAAAAAGUACUCCCACGUGGACCUGGUGGUCAUGAUCGACGGUUUUGAUGGAGAAAGAGGAGCCAUCGUGGCGGGGAGCAGAGGGUACUUUCUGAAGGGCCCGUUGGUGUUCCUGGAACAGGCUCUGAUCAACUACGCCUUACGGAUCCUCUACAGUAAAAACUACACCAUGCUGUACACGCCGUUCUUCAUGAGGAAGGAGGUGAUGCAGGAAGUGGCCCAGCUCAGCCAGUUUGAUGAGGAGCUGUACAAGGUCAUCGGUAAGGGCAGUGAGAGGUCUGACGAUACCUCCAUCGAUGAAAAGUACCUGAUCGCCACGUCGGAGCAGCCCAUCGCCGCCUUCCUGAGGGACGAGUGGCUGAAGCCGGAGGAGCUGCCCAUGCGCUACGCCGGUAUCUCCACCUGCUUCAGACAGGAAGUGGGAUCCCACGGACGAGACACCCGAGGGAUCUUCAGGGUGCACCAGUUUGAGAAGAUUGAACAGUUUGUGUACGCCUCACCACAUGACGGGAAAUCAUGGGAGAUGUUUGAUGAGAUGAUUGGAACAGCAGAGGAGUUCUAUCAGUCACUGGGAAUUCCAUAUCGCAUCGUCAAUAUCGUCUCCGGUGCUCUGAAUCAUGCUGCCAGUAAGAAGCUGGACCUGGAGGCCUGGUUUCCUGGGUCUGGAGCCUUCAGGGAGCUGGUGUCCUGUUCCAACUGCACAGACUACCAGGCACGACGACUGCGCAUCCGCUACGGACAGACCAAGAAGAUGAUGGACAAGGCGGAGUUUGUCCACAUGUUAAACGCCACCAUGUGCGCCACCACUCGUGUGAUGUGUGCCAUCCUGGAGAACUACCAAACUGAAGAAGGCAUCGAGAUUCCAGAGAAACUCCGAGAGUUCAUGCCCCCAGGUUUGACGGAGAUCAUCCGGUUCGUAAAACCCGCUCCCAUCGACCAGGAAAUGUCCAAAAAAUCCAAGAAACAGGAAGGAGGAAAGAAGAAGAAGCAGGGGGGCGGAGACAAGAACCUGCCCAACGCCAUGGAGACCAUGUCCGUCAAUGACUCAUAGUCCAUUUACAACUGCUACCCUGAACCCCUACCUUGAACCCCUAACCCUGAACCCCUAACCCUGACCCUGUCAGACACAGACUGGUGGAAUACAACUGUCGUCUGCUGUCACUCAUUCACUCUCACUUCCUGUCACUUCCUGUCAUUUGAGAAUCUCCAUGUUGUGUUGAUGGUGGAAUGGAGGCGAGCUCUAUUCCCUGUGUGGUGCAUCUGACUGGAGAUCAUUCAUGUCAUUCAUGCACAUGAAUCCAGUGAUAAAUAAAAGGGAUCAAACCUGUUCUAAGUAGA
Molecule: messenger RNA, 2063 nt
Organism: Sphaeramia orbicularis (orbiculate cardinalfish)
Lineage: Eukaryota; Metazoa; Chordata; Actinopteri; Kurtiformes; Apogonidae
Gene: sars1
Product: seryl-tRNA synthetase 1
Exons: 11
Coding region: 160-1776 (538 amino acids)
Biological process (GO): seryl-tRNA aminoacylation
Molecular function (GO): serine-tRNA ligase activity; ATP binding
Source: RefSeq, a predicted model, not a curated record